Closterium sp. NIES-65 is the source of this 5148-nucleotide messenger RNA. The record is from the annotation of a GenBank genome assembly. Lineage: Eukaryota; Viridiplantae; Streptophyta; Zygnematophyceae; Desmidiales; Closteriaceae.
AUGUCCAAUACGUUCUCGCUGAUCAUGGGAAUGUCCGUUGCUGCACACCUAUCAUCGUCACUGAUGUUGGUAGACCUGAGCGGACACGCCCUGCCAGGUGAGGCGGCACCUGCUGUCCGGGGCGAGCGUGGUGCUGGACCGCUGCAACAUGAGCGUGGAGCAGCGCGCCGAGUUCCUCCCUCUCACGCUAUUUCUACCUUCCCCCCUUGUCCCCUUGUCUCGCGCUCUCUGUUCUCGCAGGUGAGGCGGCACCUGCUGUCCGGGGCGAGCGUGGUGCUGGACCGUUGCAACAUGAGCGUGGAGCAGCGCGCCGAGUUCCUCGCGCUCGCGCGCAACUGCAACGUGCAGUCGCACGUGCUCGUGUUUGAGCUCCCCGUGGCGCUCGUCGUGCAGCGCGCGGUCAACCGAGUCAACCACGAGGGCGGCGUGCAGGGCCCCCGGGCUGCGAGCAUCAUACGGCAUCAGAUGAAGAUGCGCGAGCCCCCUGCAGCGGUGGAGGGCUUUCAGCGCGUCACCGUGUGCCGCACCGACGCCCACGUGGACCAGGCGCUCUCCUUCUACCGCGCCCUCCGCCCCUCCGCUUUUGCCGCUGCCAGUGGUGGCGGUGGUGCUGAGGGUCCUGGCGUAGUGGGGCUCCAAAGGGCGGGAGGAGGAAGCCUGGAGGUGCAAGCAAUGCAGCAGAGGCACGGGGGAGAGGAGCUAGACGCGCGGGUACGGGAGAUGCAGCUGGGGCACUGGAGAGAGGGGGAAGAUGCGCAAGCGCAGGGACAGGGAGAAGAGGGAGCAGAGGGAGCGAGGCAGGGAGGAACCCAGGAGCGACCAGCCGCGUUGGGAACGAGGGGGCGAGGGGAGAGGCAGGGGGAGGGGGAGGGGGAUGUGGAGGGGGGUGGGGAAGGGGGGAAGAAUGUGGCGGAGAGAGGGGGAGAGAGAGGAUGGUAUGGGGACGGGAAGGGGAGGAAUUUAGUGUGGAGGGGUGAGAAGAAGUGGGAUGGGGAGGGAAAUGGGAGGGCGGUAGAGAGAAGGGGAGAAAGGGAGGGCGAUGGGGAUAGGGAGAGACGGGCGAAAGAGGGAGCAGGAGGGGAGGGAGAGCAGCAAAAAGUACUGAGAAACCGAGAAGAAGAGGAGGAGAAGCAAGUUCGAACCAUGUCGUUUGGUCGUAGUCAAGGCAUCGUGAAUGGGCGGGGAGAGGCCCUCGUGGAUGCGCAGGGGGAAAGGCUCGUGGAUGGGCGGGGGGAUGGUUGCGUGGAUGGGCGGGGGAAGGGCCGAGGAGAGGUGGGUGAAUGGCGACAUGUGCAGGCACAUGGGAACCUGGAGAGCUCGUUUGGGCUGAGGCAAGACGGGUGUGAGCAGAUUGCUGCUGCCGCUAAUGAAGGGGCCGAGAAGAACGAGGGUCGACAAAGAGGAGGGGAGGGGGGAGGCAAGGGCGACGAGCACGAUCAGCAGAGGGAGGAGCGCAGAGAUCACCGAAAGGUGGAUGGAAACAAGGGAGAGGAGCAGGACGAUGAGAUAGACGAGGAGGAGCAGCAGCAGCCACCGCAGCCACCGCCACAGCAGCAGCAACAGCAAGCGCAGCAGCGGGAGGCAGCAGGACGGUGGGUGCUGGCGUUUCCGUCCAUCUCAACGGCUGACUUCAAGUUUGACAGGGAGAGGGCGGCUGCAGUGGUGCUUGACUGCGUCACUGAGUUCCUCUGGCGCAACGGGGGCAGCAGCCACGGCAGCACCACUGCCAGGAGUGCGGGCGAGGGCAGGAUGAGGUCGGAUGGCGGCAUUGAAUGCCACGUCAUCGCAAACUCGGCCAACUGCCGUCUGUUACCGGGUGGGGGUGGAGUGAAUGCAGCCAUCCACAGUGCUGCCGGCCCCAGCCUCAUUGAGGCUACACGGCGGAAAGCCCGUGAGGGGGUAAGGCACGUGGUGCACGUGGUGGGACCCAAUAUGAAUCCUCGUCGCCCGAACUGUCUGGAUGGUGACUAUAACGAGGGCGAGAGGCUGCUCAGGUCCGCGUAUGGGGCGCUCUUUAGAGAGUUCCGCCUGCUGGCCAAGGGGGGAGAGGAGGGGCGCGCGGAGAGGGCGGAUGGAGGGGAGGAGGGAGUGGGGAAAGUGAGGGCGAGGGAGCAGGGUGGAGAUGGGGAGAGAGGGAUGGAAGGGGGAGUGGAAGGGCGAGGAGGUUGGGGGGUUGUGGGGGAAGGUCGGGUUGGGAAAGAGGUAUUGGUUGCAGCUGAGGGUGGGAUGAGGGGAGAAGGGAGGAGGUGGGUGGAGGAGGCACGUGAUGGGCUUGCAGGGACGAAGGUAAGAGAGUCUGUGGGAGGAGAGAGGGGAAGGGAGGAGAGAGACAAUGGUGGGUCGUGGGAGGAUGGGGUAGGUGGCGGAGUGGGGAUGAGGAGAAGAGAUGGAGGUGCUGGGGGUGAUUCUGGAAAGGGGAAGAGGAAAGCUCGUGAGGGUGAGGGUGAGAGGGACGAGGUCGACGAGAGGAGAGCAGUGGGAGCGGGGAGUAAGAGAAGGGACGAGGAGGGGGGAGGUGAGAGGGAGGGCGAGGGGAUUAGGGAGCUUGAAGGGAAAGAGAUGGAUGAUGAGAAGCGAGGGGGGCAAGGGCUUGGAGGAGAAAGGAGAACGGGAGGACGGGAGAAUCUGGGAGGGGAAGCGAGGGAGCAGCAGCACCAGCAGCAACAGCAGCAGCAAGGCAGGGAGGAUUCAGGCGUGGGGAAGGCCAGAGCUGAUUCCACGUCAGCGGGAGGCGAGAGAGGGUUUUGGUCGCGAGGCGACAGUUCAGCAGCUGCUGCGGCGGCUGCUGUGGCGACAGGUGCUACGAGUGAAGGCUGGGGAGCUGGUGGGUCGUACGGUAGAGGGAGUAUGAGGAGGGAAGGGCGUAGUGAUGGUGUAGAGAGGGAAGCGAGGCGAAGGGAAGGUGAUGGUGGUGAGUUGGGAGUUCGAAGGGGUGCUGAGGAGUUGACUGGGCGAGAAAUGGGGGCGAUGCGUGAGAUGGGGAUGGAUGAGAGGGUUGAUGAUGCUGCCGAUGCUUAUGGGGGAGAGGAGGCAGAGGGAGGUGUUCAUCUUAUGGGCAGAGAGGAUAUGGCAUCACUUGUGGCACCAGCAGCAGCAGCGGAAGAUGUUCCAAGUGCUGCUGAUUCCCCUCCAGCGGCUCAGGUGCCCUCUGUGGACCCCCAGGUGGUCACAACAGAGCGCCAGGUGCCACUAGCAGAUGCUCAGGCUGGGGCGGGCAGGGAGAUUGAGACAGCAGCAUUUUUGCGCCCACCCUCCGCACCAGCUCCUCCCCGCCCUCCCCUUCCCCGUGGUCCUGGAGAGGUGGACCGGACGGGCAGCGCAGGCCGGCAGACAGCAGGAGAGGCGCGGUUGGGCUCUGUGGGGGGGGCAGGGGAACAGGCGAUGGGGGGUUGGGUGGUCCGGGGAAGGGCAGCAUUCCGACCGAAUCUUGAUAGAGUGGCGGAGGAAGAGGGACGAGAGGUGGGGAGAGAAGAGAGGCGAGAAGGGAGGAUUGGGAAGGGCGGAGAUGGGGGGGAUGGGGGAGGGAUGCUUCUCCAGCGAAGGGGGUUGGAGCAGGGGGGAGGUGGGGGGGAAGGUGGGGAGGGUGUUGGAGGGACAGAGAGAGUGGGGGGUGGUGAGGGGGUGAGGGGAGAGAGGGGCACUGGAGGCGGGAUGCAGUGGUGGAGGAGGAGUGAGGGGAGGGGGGUGAGAGGGGGUGAGGCGGGAGGAGAAGAAAGAGGAAAUGCCGGUGGUGGAGGAGGGGAAGAAAGGGGAGGGGGAGGGGGAGGGGGAGGGGGAGCAGAAGGAGGGGGUGUUGGUGGGGGUGGGGGGGGUGGGGUCGGUGGUGGUGACGGUGGAGUGGGGGGGGCAGGGGGGGGAGGAAGGGCAGGUGACAUGCAAGGGGGAGGGGGGAGCGCAGGAGGAGCAGGGAGCGGAGGAGGGGGAGGAGGCGGGGGAGGGGGAGGCGGCAAACGCAAGGAGGGGCAUGGUGGGGCGGAAGGUUCCUGGAAGCACGCGCUGAGGGACAUUGCAAUGCGGCCUGAGAGGCACGGCGAUGUGGUGCUGUUUGCUGAUGCCUCUGUGGUGGUCAUCCGCGAUAAGUACCCCAAGGCCCGACACCAUCUGCUGGUGAUCGCACGAACGGACGGUGUGGAUCGCAUCAUCGAUGCCACAGCAGCAGAUCUGCCUCUGCUGCGCCACAUGCUGGCAGCGGGGCAGCUCUGGGCGGCACACUCCAUCUCACCCUCCUCCUCCUCCAACCCCACUCUUGGAUCCGGCAAUGCGCCCAACCCCACUGCUGCCUCUCGCGCUGCACCACAACAAGAGAACUUGCCACAGAAGCCACCUGAAAAAUCACCUGAUGCUGUGCUUCCAGGGGUGUCAGGUGCUGCUUCAGGUGAUCGGCCAGGGGAAGGCCCAGGCAGUGAAGGCGAGCUUGCGAGGGAGAAGGAUGUGGCUUGGAAGGGAGGGCACGGUGUGCCGUCCAUGCGUCAGCUGCAUCUGCACGCCAUAAGCCAGGAUCUGGACUCGCCCCACCUGAAGCACAAGAAGCAUUGGAACUCCUUCGCCUCUCCCUUCUUCCGGGAUGCCCUUCAGGUGAUUUCCCAAAUAGAGCAGCACGGCCAUGUGCUGCCGGCUCUGCCGUCCACCCACAUCUCCUCAUCUGUAGCCGGACAGAAUCUCUUUCCAGGCUCGGGUGAAACCUCCCCCAGGGCUCCCGCCGUUGCUCCAGAGGCAGGAGGGGGGAAACGGAGUGGUGAAGCUGUAGCAGGGGGUGCAGCCAUAGCAGCAGCUGAGGCAUUGGGUGGGCUGGCCAUAGCAGGUGAUAGAGAGGGUAAGAGUGGAGAGAGGAUCGUGGGUGUGGAAUCUCAAACAGCUGUAGCUGGUGGUGCUGUAGCAGGUAGUGAUGUUGCAGCACGAACACGGUCAAGAUUGGGUGCUUCCGAUGAGCUUGUAGGAGCCUUGGAGAAAGAGGCGCGGCAUCUGCUUCGGCACGAGCUUCGGUGCCACCGGUGCCGCAGCGUGCAACCGAACCUUCCGAGGCUGAAGACGCAUAUCCGCACCUGUUCUGCGCCCAUGCCAGGUUCCCAAGUUGGUCUGGAUAGCAGUGGUGGUGAUGUGGCUGGUGGUAGCAGUGGAGGUGGAGGGGGGUCAGAUACUAGAGACUAG